AUGGAUACAAACAUCGAUUCUGGUGAACCAAUUUCAACUUCGCUUACUGAGAAGACUGAUGUAACUCCACCCAGAGUUCCUAUUUCCAUGCCCAAUAUGGAGGAGGGUAGGUCUUCAAAAAUCACUAAGAACUUAUCUAAUAAGGACUUAAAUGUUACAAUGGGUGAGGAGAAUUUGGCAUCUCCUAUCGAAACUUCAACUAUUCCGCCACCACCACCUUCGUCACAACCAACCAACUUCGACAAUCAUAUCGACAACAGAUUUUGUAGUUUAUGA
Molecule: messenger RNA, 276 nt
Organism: Lactuca virosa
Lineage: Eukaryota; Viridiplantae; Streptophyta; Magnoliopsida; Asterales; Asteraceae
Source: the annotation of a GenBank genome assembly